AUGACACGAUAUCACAAAUAGAGGCAAAGCAUCGCCAACAACAUCGUCGUCGUCGUCGUCACGCACUCCUUGCAGCGCAGCAGAAACUUGGCAGCUCUUUGCAGCAAUCCGCUUAACUAACAAGCUGCUAAAGUUUAUCAGUCAACCACACACACAGCUGACUGUAGACGUGCCAGAUACGUAUAUGCAACUGUGCAACACAGCUUUAGAAUGAAAUGGAGAUGCAAAGCAGAGCUGGUCAUGGACCAACAACAGCAACAACAACCACAGCAACAGCAUCAACAAAGCCUUCGCCUACGCCACGCGCCUUCAAUUGUCAUUUGGCGCAGAGGGCGUGGCAUGAAGUGUUGCAGCCUUUUAUCAAUUGUGCGCCGAACGAUGUGGCAACUGUUGGAGGAGACCAGACAGCAGACAACAACAUCAUUAGCAAUAACACAUUCCACUGCAUGCUGGAAACAUUCGAUGGGGAGCAGCAAAGAGCAUUUUAUGCCUGCAAUGGGGCAGAAGUCGGAACACCAACAUGCGACACUCUAAGCUUGCAACUGGAGACGGCGCCAGCAGUCCAUGAGGCAUACAAACACUUUCAGCUCGCCGUCAACGAGGCUGCAAUGCCAAUGCCACUACCAAUGCCAAGUGAUAAUGUGAGUGAUACCGUUAGUUUAAGUACGACAUUCGGCAAUUGCAGCGGUGGUGGCAGUGGCACCAACAGCAUUUCUGUCAAUUCGCUGCUCUGUGAGGUGGCAAACAGCUCGCAGGCUUUUCUCUGUUACCUGCAGGGCACUGGCAAUGCCACUGAGGAGGGGCAGCUGGAGUUGCAGUUCGCGAAGGAGCAGCAGGCCGAGCAGUUGGAGCUGGAACUGGAGCUGGAGGCAACGGCCACAGUUACAGCCUUGGAUAGUGAAUAUCAGAUCAGCUUGGGCGAUUCUGGUCUCUGGUCGUGGCUGAAUUUUAGCGAACUAAUCUCCAAUGCCAGCAGCAGUAUGGAGAACGCCAGCACUAUGAAUGGUCUGGACAUGAUGUUGGCCAACUAUACGCUCACAACAGCAACCACAAUUGCAACGACAACAUCAACAACAACAACAGCAACGGACCCGGUCAUAACAACAAGCUUCGCAGAUUAUAGGCCGCACGGCUAUGAGUGGCUCUUCAUCUUUGUGGUCUUCUUCAUAUUCGCUGGAGGUUUGGGCAACAUACUCGUCUGUCUGGCGGUCGCAUUGGAUCGAAAGCUGCAGAACGUAACCAACUAUUUCCUAUUCUCGUUGGCCAUCGCCGAUCUACUUGUCAGUUUGUUUGUCAUGCCCAUGGGCGCCAUACCCGCAUUUCUCGGAUAUUGGCCACUUGGCUUUACGUGGUGCAACAUUUAUGUGACCUGUGAUGUGCUCGCCUGCUCGUCAAGCAUUUUACACAUGUGCUUCAUUAGCCUCGGCCGAUAUUUGGGCAUACGGAAUCCAUUGGGCUCUCGACAUCGUUCCACAAAACGUUUGGCUGGCAUUAAAAUCGCCAUUGUCUGGGUGAUGGCCAUGAUAGUGUCGAGUUCGAUCACAGUCCUUGGCCUUGUCAAUACGAAGAACAUCAUGCCGCAGCCGAAUGUUUGUGUCAUCAACAAUCGUGCAUUUUUCGUGUUCGGCUCCCUGGUGGCCUUCUACAUACCAAUGCUAAUGAUGGUAACCACUUAUGCUCUCACAAUUCCGCUGUUGCGAAAGAAGGCGCGCUUUGCCGCCGAACAUCCCGAGAGUGAACUCUUUCGACGGCUGGGCGGGCGCUUCACCAUUCGACCUCAGCACAGCCAGCAACAGUUGCAGAUGCACAGCAGCUUCACGAGCAAUACUUACAGCAACAACAAAUUCCUCACAAUGAGUGACAGCAAUCGCAACUUCAACAGUGCAUCCGGUGGUGGUGGUGGUGGAGGAAAGCGCGCGACCAGCAUCACCAGUGGCAGUGGCAGUUGCAGUGGCAGUGGCAACAACAACGAUGCCUCAGAGCGACAAUUGAUGCAACAGCGAACGACCAGCAAUCGAAGUAUUAGCGGCGUCAGCUUUAGAAAUGUGGUAAAUGGCAGUGGUGGUGGAGGAGGUGGAAGCAGAAGCGGCAGCGGCACUAGUUCCGGUACUGGCAUUUUACGUCAUUCCUCGAGCUCAUCCGUGCGCCUCAAGUCACAGCCAAGCAGCUUCUGGCGUAAGCAUGGCGGGAAUCCAAAUCUUAUGGAUAGCCAUCCAAACCGACGCGCCUCAGUACGCGUGAGUAUCUCGCAACCGCAAUUGGGUUACACAACAAAUGGCAAUGGCAAUGGUGGGGGCAAGGGAGGCGGUCGUGGUGGUGGUGGUGGUGGAGGUGGUGGUGGAGCCGGAGCAGCUACAACAACAACAACAACAGCAACAAGCUGUACAACACCUGGCAGCAUGGGCGGUAGUUCCAGCAUCAUCAGCAUUGCGACCAUACAAGGCAGCAGCUCCGGCAAAGGCAAUCAUCAUGCGAUGACUGCGCAGGACAGGGAUAGAGAAAGGGAGAGGGAGCGGGAUAGGGACAGGGAGCAGGAGCAGGAACAGGAACAAGAGCGAGAGGCGCGUCGCCACAAACUGCGUCCGUUCAAGUUCGCUUUGAAUCGCGUGGCCACACCGACACUCAAUUUGCGCUUCCUGAACAAUCGCAGCAAACGCAACAGUCUGUCGGCAAAUGCUGUAGCCACCGAACAGAAGGCAACAAAAGUAUUGGGACUCGUCUUCUUCACCUUUGUGCUGUGCUGGUCACCCUUUUUCAUACUAAACAUCAUAUUCGCCGCCUGUCCCGAAUGCCAAGUGCCCGAACACGUGGUUAACACCUGCCUCUGGCUCGGCUAUGUCUCAUCCACCAUCAAUCCGAUUAUAUACACAAUAUUCAAUCGUACCUUUCGUGCGGCCUUCAUACGUCUCCUCAAAUGCAAUUGCGAGCGUUCCGGUCGCCCAUUGCGCUAUCGGUCCGUGACGGAAGAACGCAGCGCGCUGAGUCUGUGCGCCCCCUCGGCACUGCCGCUGGCCAUUUCCUUUCAGGGCGCCCCACUCAUGACGCCAUCCACGGCGAAUGCGACGCCGCUAAGUGAGUUUCGUGGCAGUUAUACAAUCACCGAUGACGAAUGCUAAAAGAAUUUAUAGCCCAUGGCGGGAAACUAAUCAAAACCGAACGAAAAUGACGACAACUUAAACGUAAUUUGUGUGUUUGUACUUAUUAGCGUGUAAUCAAAUGUCAACUACAGGGUGAUUCAUAACUAAUCGUAAAAUGCAAAUGCAACUCCUCGAACUUUUGUAGCUGUGUAGCAACUGUACCUAAAACAAGCAAAAACUAAACUCAUUCAUAUCAUUGAGAGUGUGUGUCAAACUGUGUGAUUGAUUUUAAAGUAUUUUGGCGUGACUGUACCUUUCAUUUCAUGCCAACAUUUGUGUAGCUUUAUGUAACGUAACUGUACCUACAAAUAAGUGAAUGUAUAUUUAAGCCAAACGCA
Messenger RNA from Scaptodrosophila lebanonensis, 3475 nucleotides. RefSeq names its product 5-hydroxytryptamine receptor 2A (gene 5-HT2A). The record is from RefSeq and is a predicted model, not a curated record. NCBI's taxonomy places the organism in Eukaryota, Metazoa, Arthropoda, Insecta, Diptera, Drosophilidae. The transcript has 9 exons. The coding region runs from base 216 to 3116 and encodes 966 amino acids. Gene Ontology annotation, molecular function: serotonin binding; G protein-coupled serotonin receptor activity; neurotransmitter receptor activity. Gene Ontology annotation, cellular component: membrane; dendrite. Gene Ontology annotation, biological process: chemical synaptic transmission; G protein-coupled receptor signaling pathway, coupled to cyclic nucleotide second messenger; serotonin receptor signaling pathway.